GGGCGGGACACAGAGAAAGUCUGGUCCAGUUAAAAGGGCUGAGCACCGGUCAGGGGCCAUCUCUUGGGUGGAGUCUCUUCUGAACAGUUCGUGCUGCAGGAUCACCCUCUAGCUUCAGUCAUGGCCGGUCUUGAAGCCAGCAACCUCAAUCUGCAACCAGGACAGAGCAUCUGUGUGCGAGGCGGGGUGGCCCCUGAUGCCAAGAGCUUCGUGCUGAACCUGGGCCAAGACAGCAACAACUUGUGCCUGCACUUCAACCCCCGCUUCAACUGCCACGGGGACGCCAACACCAUCGUGUGCAACAGCAAGGAGAACAGCGUCUGGGGCAAGGAGCACCGGGAGCAAGCCUUUCCCUUCCAGCCGGGCAGCGACGUGGAGGUGUCCAUCACCUUCGACAAGGCCGAGCUGACCAUCAAGCUGCCCGAUGGGUACACGUUCAAGUUCCCCAACCGCCUCAAUCUGGAGGCCAUCAACUACCUGUCAGCCAAUGGCGAAUUCAAGAUUAAAGCUGUGACCUUCGAGUGAAGCCUGCAGGCUCAAGGUGUCCCAAUAAAGGCAGUUGCCUGUGUGCCCCCUGAA
This is a messenger RNA of Ochotona princeps (American pika), 579 nucleotides long. It is a transcript of the gene LGALS1, whose product is annotated as galectin 1. NCBI's taxonomy places the organism in Eukaryota, Metazoa, Chordata, Mammalia, Lagomorpha, Ochotonidae. The transcript has 4 exons. The record is from RefSeq and is a predicted model, not a curated record. The coding region runs from base 121 to 525 and encodes 134 amino acids. Gene Ontology annotation, molecular function: laminin binding; carbohydrate binding.